UGCGAACCAUUCUUGUAGUCUUGUACACGCUACAAACCAAUAUAUAGUACAUAAAUCCGAGAUUUCCUUGUAGAAACCUGUGCUUAAUUGCAUGAGCGUCAAGGAACAAUCCCCGGUUAUUAAGGAUAUUGUUGUUUCUUCUCAUUAAACUAUUGUUAUAUAUUGCUUUCCGAGUUUCGUGAAUUCUGUUUGUUUCGCUUCUCUCUGAAUUUUUUUGAUUCCUUUAACGAAACCCAACCUUAUUUCAUGGAGGUUCAAAGCACUAGAUUUUGAAGUUUGUUCGGAAGGAAGUUAUGGCCGUCUGGGUUUGUUUAGUGGGCAUGGAACCUUUGAGAUUGAAAGGAAUCACUGGAGUCACUGAAGUUUUGAUGCGAUAGAUCGAUUGAUCAUACAAGAAGUAGCCCAAGGAAGAGACAGUUCCUGAUUCGAUUGUAAUAUUUGGAUACAAAUUUAAGAAAUGAAUAGUGGGUUUUAUUCUGGUUGGAAGCAUGGUUCUUUGCUGGAUUAUUUGGAGGAAGACCAACAGCUGAAACCGGUGGUAUCGCUUCCAGCAAUCCCUCAACCACAAACCCCAAAAGAGCCUAUGGAGUUCUUAUCUAGAUCUUGGAGUCUUUCCGCUUCAGAAAUUUCAAAAGCUCUGGCUCAGAAACAGAGACAAUUUUUCACUGACAUCCAACCCAGUAUGUUCUCAGCAGAUACAGUUGCAGCACCACAGUUAACAAGGAAGAUAAUAAAUUCGUUAAAUUCAAGAAAGACAGGAUCAAUAGGAAAGUGGUUCCACCACAAGGAGCUUAGCAGCAGCACAGUGAAGAAGAAAGAUAAGGCACGCAUGGAAAAUGCGCGUAUGCAUUCUGCUAUAUCAGUUGCUGGACUAGCUGCAGCCUUGGCUGCUGUGGCAGCCGAAGGAAACUCUAGUGACUCUGGAUCUAAAAUGAGUAUGGCUUUGGCCUCAGCUACAGAACUCUUGGCAUCACAUUGCAUAGAAUUAGCAGAAUCAGCCGGAGCGGAUCAUGAUCGUGUGGCUUCUGUUGUGAGAUCAGCUGUAGACAUUCAGAGUCCAGGUGAUCUAAUGACCCUUACUGCAGCAGCUGCAACAGCUUUGAGGGGAGAAGCAGCACUAAAAGCAAGGUUGCCGAAAGAAGCAAGAAAAAAUGCAUCUAUAAGUCCUUACGAGAGAGGAAUGGCAGAAACUCAUUGGGGUUCUGCUAACAUUGGUGAAGUAGAAGAACUGGCUCCCUGCGUCGGUGAAGUAUUGCAACACACAAGAAAAGGAGUGUUGCGAUGGAAACACAUUUCAGUCUACAUCAACAAGAAAUUACAGGUCAUAAUUAAGAUCAAAAGCAAACACGUUGGAGGAGCCUUCUCCAAGAAACACAAAUGCGUUGUUUAUGGGGUCUGCGAUGAGACUACAGCAUGGCCAUAUAGAAAAGAAAGGGAAAGUUCUGAAGAAGUAUAUUUUGGCCUUAAAACUGCGCAGGGUCUUCUAGAGUUCAAGUGCAAGAGCAAGAUCCAUAAGCAAAGAUGGGUUGAUCGGAUUCAAAAUCUUCUUCAUCAAGUCAACUGUGUUGAAGAAACUGAACGUUCUCUGGAAUUUCUAAGCUUAAGCAAUAGCGUAUAGCGUGAUUCAUUUUUUUCCAAGACCGGGAAAAGGGACACAUUAACGUUUACUAAGGAUCUAUAAUAUGUCAACACGGUCUACAUAUGAAAAUUUUCUUCCCCUUUACACAUAUAAUAUAAGGAAUUAAACCCAAUAUUUGAUCU
Messenger RNA from Hevea brasiliensis (rubber tree), 1761 nucleotides. RefSeq names its product VAN3-binding protein. NCBI's taxonomy places the organism in Eukaryota, Viridiplantae, Streptophyta, Magnoliopsida, Malpighiales, Euphorbiaceae. The coding region runs from base 458 to 1618 and encodes 386 amino acids. Gene Ontology annotation, biological process: phloem or xylem histogenesis; leaf vascular tissue pattern formation; auxin-activated signaling pathway. The record is from RefSeq and is a predicted model, not a curated record. The transcript is spliced from 7 exons.